Hypoxylon fragiforme is the source of this 1655-nucleotide messenger RNA. RefSeq names its product beta-lactamase/transpeptidase-like protein. The transcript is spliced from 2 exons. NCBI's taxonomy places the organism in Eukaryota, Fungi, Ascomycota, Sordariomycetes, Xylariales, Hypoxylaceae. The record is from RefSeq and is a predicted model, not a curated record. The coding region runs from base 210 to 1421 and encodes 403 amino acids.
CAUAUACUAUUAUUACCUAGUGAUCACUAGAAAUAGCCUUGUCUAUCCAACACUGCUAUGUAGGUUCCCUCGAGCAGUCAAGCGCGCAUCCAGAUCCCCUUUAUCACGGAACAUCUACCUGGUAGCUACAAAAAUCCAGAAUAGUGUAUUAAGAAAGUCUCAAUAUACCCUCUUUUAGGCAGAAGUUAUUGCCUGCUAACACUACGAUCAUGGAGCAAAAUAUUGACAAGAUUUAUAAGGAAGCCAUCGCCUCGGGACUGCUUCCAGGGGUCUCCUUGAUCGCAGGAGACAAAGAUGGCAACAUUCUAUACUCAAAGUCCUUCGGCAAGGCCUCGACGAAAGAAGGCGACGAACGCCCCUUCACUGAGUCCACCAUCGCCUUCAUGGCAUCUAUGACCAAGCUCAUGACAUCCGUAGCGGUCUUGCAAUGCGUCGAAGACGGUACCUUGGAUCUCGACCAAGAUGUCAAGCCCCUGCUUCCCGAUGUUGGGAAGUAUGGCCUGAUAAAUGGCUUUGAUGACGCCAGCAACACCGCGACACUGACUGAGAACUCCACGCCCAUCACCCUCAGGAUGCUGCUUUCUCAUACAUCGGGCUACCAGUAUGAUUGGGCCAGCCCGCUGCUUAGGAGAUGGCGUAUCUCUCGAAACGAAGUACCGUGGGCCGGCGCCACGAUAGAAGAGAAAGCAGCCCUACCACUUGUCCAUGCCCCUGGAAAGGGUUGGGCAUAUGGCCCCGGCCACGAAUGGGCAGGCCGAGCGAUCGAAGUGGCGACGAAGUCCACCUUAGAGGACUUCAUGCACGCGCGUAUCUGGACACCGCUUGGGAUCGAGAACGACUCUACCUUUUUCCCCUUGGCGAAAGAGGGGUUGAAGGAGAGGAUGGCCGAGCUCAGUACGCUAAACGAAAAGGGGGAGCCACCGGCCGUCCCGUCGGAUCUCGACCUCCGGGGCGGCAGCAAGGUCUGUCUCGGGGGUGGGGGCCUCUGUACUAGCACGAAGGGGUACUACACCUUCCUCUCCGCCGUCUUGCGCCGUGACCCCAAACUUCUAAACCCAGCAUCUUACACGGAGCUCUUCCGCGCACAACUCGACGACGAAUGCGAACAGGCGCUCAACGACAGCCUCGCAGCGGCCGCCGCCCCUCCGAUAUAUCUAAAUUUAAACAUGCAAACCCCAGCUUCGGUCAGGAAGUCGUUUGGUUUUGCGGGUCUUGUGGUGAAGGAUGGUCAGGAGGGGCGCUGUGCGCCGGGUACUCUGCUCUGGGGGGGGUUCCCCAGUACUGCGUGGUUCAUCGACCCAGAGGCGGGGAUCUGCGGGACAGCUGUCUGUCAGAUCCUCCCGCCUUUUUUUGGACCUAUCAUGGACUUACACACGGAGUUUCAGAGAAUCAUCUAUAGCGAGGCUAAGGGGAAACAGUGAUUGGGGGUCCAUUCUAGCUUGUCUUGUUUUGUUCGCAGGGUGCAUCAGUACUUAAUUCUGCGGUAUGAGUCAGCGAAUCAAGUUGGGUGUGGAUUUACGGUGUCGCAUAUUUCAAUGAGCUUCAUUUCAACCGGUACACUACUUACAUCUACCAACCGAGUAGGCUAAUCGGGAGGGGACAGGCGGGCAGGACAGCUCGAGAGACCGACUUCGACAGAAACAUACAUGUGGAUA